Molecule: messenger RNA, 2607 nt
Organism: Coregonus clupeaformis (lake whitefish)
Lineage: Eukaryota; Metazoa; Chordata; Actinopteri; Salmoniformes; Salmonidae
Product: ankyrin repeat and SOCS box protein 2
Exons: 10
Coding region: 220-2085 (621 amino acids)
Biological process (GO): intracellular signal transduction; positive regulation of transcription by RNA polymerase II
Cellular component (GO): nucleus
Molecular function (GO): RNA polymerase II-specific DNA-binding transcription factor binding; transcription cis-regulatory region binding
Source: RefSeq, a predicted model, not a curated record
UGCCAUCAUGGGUCAGCUUGGCAAAACAUGAAAUCAAGACCCACUUUGGAAUAUGUCAUGAACAUUGGAGCUGUUGCUUUUUCUUCAUUCGCAUGGAGAACCACUCAGAGUACAAGACAUUUUCAAAUCCUCAUCACGUCUCGAUAACUGCAAUCUAACAACUGCUGGUCUACAGUUACAGUGUUUUGACUGCACACUGCAGACUCUGAAAGAUCGACCAUGUCUGGAGCAAUGGUCACCCCUAGAGGUUUUGAUGACUACAGUCCUUACAGCGCCCUGUCAGAUGACGAGCUGAUGAAGCUGGCCAUCGAUCGCAGCCUCAUUGAGGACAACAACUCUAUUGGGUCAAUUCAAUCAUCACAACCUGUGGAUCGGCAACCCAAUUACCAGCCAAAUCAAUUCACGACCCGUUUCAGGCUCCCCUCUGCAACAAGGCACAUAGAUGCAAGACCCCUGGUGACAGUGAUCAAGAAUGGUGAUUUAAAGGCUUUGAAAGAGAUAGUGAAAUGUAACCCAAUGAGUCUCUUGGUACCAAAUCAGGAAGGAUGGAUUUCUCUACACGAAGCUGCAUAUUACGGUCAAAAAGAAUGCCUCAAGAUUCUAUUAAGAGCCCAUCCUGGUAUGGUGAACACAUGUGGUAGUUACAAUCAGACCCCACUUCUUUUGGCUGCCACCUUUCACCAUGUGAACUGUGUGGAGUGCCUUCUGGACAGAGGUGCCAAUCCAGACAUUGCCAAUAAGGAUGGAGAAACACCACUCUUCAAAGCUUGCGAGAAGCCCAAUGUGGAGAUUGUAGACCACCUCCUGAAGUAUGGAGCCUCAGUACACAAGGCUUGUGUUCAGGGUGAGACACCUCUCCAUGAAGCAGCCGGGCAUGCUAAUGUGGAAAUUUGCCAGAUGUUGUUGGAGGCUGGGGCCAAGCUUAAUGCAAUCAAUAAUUACGUGAUGGAACCUUUCUAUGUGGCAACACAGAAUGGGGGAGUGGACGUGUUGCACUUCUUGAUUAGCAAAGGUGCUGAUAUAAACAGCCAGGCAAGGGAUGGGGAAACACCUCUGUAUGAGGCAAGUAAGAAUGGUCACAAGGAAGUUGUGGAACUGCUUCUAUCUCAUAAAGCAGAUGCUAACCGAACAACCAAGUCUGGCCUCCUGCCUCUUCAUGUAGCUGUCCAGAAAGGACAUUUUGAAAUUGUGUCCAUGCUGAUCCCUGCCACCUGCAAGGUCAAAGUUCAACGCAGUGGCAUCAGUCCCCUCCACCUGGCUGCCGAGCACAACAGGGACUGGAUCCUGGAGAUGCUUAUCGAGGCAGGCUAUGACGUCAAUGUCCAGCUCGCAGAAGACCGAUCCAAAAUGUAUGAGGACCAUCGCAGCACAGCCCUCUACUUUGCUGUCACCAACAGCAACUUAGAGGCCGCCAACAUGCUUCUGGAGGCAGGCGCUAACCCCAACCUUGACAUGUUCAACCCUCUUCUUAUUGCUGUGAGGCAGGGUUACAUGGAAAUGAUCACCGCUCUAGUGGAGCAUGGAGCUAACAUGAAUGCGUCCAUCCCCACACACCCCUGCUCCUUCCCAGCAGUGGUCAUGCUCGGUAUGAAGUAUAUGCACAUCCUGAACUAUCUGAAGUAUCUGAUGUCCAAUGGCUGUGAUGCCCUUUCCUGUUUUGACUGCACAUAUGGCAGCAAGCCACACCCACCCCUGAAAACUUCAAGAAGGGGCAGCGUCUUCGGCGAAACUUUGCACUACAUUACUGACGAGGACGAAGCUCGACGCAACACUUGCGUCCAGUUCUGUGAGGCAAUCUCCGAUCCGACAAUUAGCCACUGGGCAGGACCCAUCAUAGAUGUGCUCCUGGAUUACGUUGGCCAUGUGAAACUCUGCUCCCGGCUGAUCGAGAACCUGGAUAGCUACCGUGACUGGGCAGGGAUCAAGGUGAAAGCAAUGCCACCACAUUCACUGAUGCAGUUGUGCAGGCUGAAGAUCCAUCAGCAGGUUGGAAUCCCCAGACUGAGGCACAUCGACACCCUGCCCCUCCCACCAAGACUAAUCAAGUUCCUCAACUAUAAAAAGGGAAAUUCACAGGAUAUCUAGGAAUUUAUUUUAAUUCUGUUGAUACAAUGGCAGGAGUAACAUUUGAAUGAAUCUAUUGUAAAUUAUGUGUAAAUGUAUGUACUUGUAGGUACUUGGGUUUGGUUAGCAAAAGCAAAAUGGACUCUUAUGGACUACUAAAUUAAUUGUUUACCCUCUGAGUGAGUUUUUUUUACACUAAAGUACAAUGAAGUUGCCUGUAUCAGAGAAAAUAGCACAGCUUGGAAUGCUUCUUAGGCAAUUAGAUUGUUUGGCCGGAACUAUCCGUUUUAUAAUUGAAUAUAGUGAUUUCGGUAUUGCAUUGUGUACAAAGGUCUGUUGCCACAGGUGGGUGGAACUAUUUCAGUGUUUUAUGUGGGGGGGAAAAGUAAACAAAAAAGUCAAAUGAUUGAUGGAUAUUGCAAAUGUAUUGACAGAUUUAUUAUGACUCAUGUAAUGCUAAUGCUAUCAUCAGUGCUUGCUUGAAGCAGAGCCAUACACUGUCUGAAACCAAAACCAAACACUGUAUAAAUAAAGUUUUAAAGG